Molecule: messenger RNA, 2837 nt
Organism: Pseudoliparis swirei
Lineage: Eukaryota; Metazoa; Chordata; Actinopteri; Perciformes; Liparidae
Product: leucine-rich repeat LGI family member 2-like
Exons: 8
Coding region: 1-1635 (544 amino acids)
Biological process (GO): inhibitory synapse assembly
Molecular function (GO): protein binding
Source: RefSeq, a predicted model, not a curated record
AUGACAUCUACUCGGCAGUGGCUACUGGCCAGUGUUGCGCUACUGUGUGUUUGUGGAGCAGUUGAAUCUAAAAGGAAUUUCAAAUGUCCUUCAGGAUGCUCCUGCACCAAAGAGAGCAUCAUCUGCGUCGGUACUUUACAGAUCCCACGGACCAUACCGAAUGAGAUCAACUCACUGAGCAUGGUAAAUGGAUCCAUUUCUGAAAUCACAGAAGGGAUGUUUUCACUUAUGCCUUCUCUCCAGCUGCUACUUCUAAAUGCUAAUUCUUUGACAACAAUCAAAGAUGAUGCGUUCUCUGGCCUUCCACAUCUAGAAUAUUUAUUCAUUGAAGGGAACAAGAUUGAAAUGAUCACAAAAAAUGCCUUUCGUGGUCUACGAGAUUUGACACAUCUAUCGCUCGCCAACAACAAGAUGAGGUUUCUCCCAAGAGAUCUGUUUUUUGACUUGGAUUCGUUACUGGAACUGGAUCUGAGAGGCAACUCUUUCCAGUGCAUUUGUGAGAACAAAUGGCUGAUGAUGUGGUUGAAAAACACAAAUGCCACGGUGUCGGAUGUCUUCUGCGCAGGCCCCGGUGACAUGAAGGGCAAGCGGCUCAAUGACCUUCCUAUUCCACCGGGCGAGUGUAUCUCAACAGACUUUGUGCGUCAUCAGUCCAUUUCCAUUCAGUCCAUGUCCGCGGACAUCUUCGCCUUUAAAGAGGAUAUCUUCGUGGCGAUGGCUGCACCCAACUCCAACAGCUGUGUGGUCAUGGAGUGGGAUCACAUUGAAAUGAAUUUCAGGAAAUUUGACAAUAUAACAGGAAAGUCUGUUGUUGGCUGCAAGUCGGUUCUGAUCGAUGACCACAUCUUGAUAAUUGUUACCCAGCUCUUUGGUGGCUCCCAUAUAUAUAAGUUUGACAAUCCUCAAAACAAGUUCACAAAGUUUCAAACAAUUGAGGUCUUCAACAUCUCGAAGCCAAAUGAUAUUGAGGUCUUCCAAAUGGACCGUGAAUGGUACUUUGUGAUUGUGGACAGCUCCAAAGCAGGUUUGUCUACUUUGUACAAGUGGUCAGACCAACCAGACCGCAAUGAAACUGGUUUCUACUCCUACCAGUUUCUCCACGAGUGGUUUCGUGAUACAGAUGCUGAGUUUGUUGAGAUGGACGGGAAGUCCUAUCUCAUCUUAACCAGUCGCUCUCAAGCCCCGGUCAUCUACCUGUGGAACAAGAGCACCCUGAAGUUUAUAUUUCAUGGGGAAAUCCCACAUGUGGAUGACGUGGUGGCAGUGAAAGCUUUCCGGGUGGAGGGUGAGUUGUAUUUGGCCAUGACUUGUUAUAUCGGUGACUCCAAAAUCCUCAAGUGGACCAAUAAGCAGUUCACUGAGGUGCAGGCUCUCCCUUCUCGAGGAGCGAUGAUCCUCCAACCUUUCACAUUCACAGACAAGCACUACCUUGCUCUUGGCAGUGAUUAUUCUUUCUCCCAAAUCUACCUCUGGGAUGUGGAGACCAAAACGUUCCACAAGUUCAAGGACAUUUAUGUCCAGUCACCCCGGUCCUUUACAGCAGUGACCACUGACCAGAGGAAUUUCAUCUUCUCCUCCAGCUUCAAGGGCAAAUCAAUGGUGUUUGAGAAUAUUAUUGUAGAUUUAAGCUUGUAAUUUCUAGCAAAAAUAAUGACAUAUAACAAUAUGAGUUGGUCACUCAGAUUAAUAUCAAGCAACGAUGGCCAAGCCACCCCACACAAGAAAUUACCUAUACUAUUAAGGGUUGUAUAACAUUACUCAUUCAGCAAUAAAUAAGUGUUCAUCAAAAGUGACUAUGGCCUAAAGCUCUUCACUACUCUACCAUAAACAAAACACAAAUUUGUAUGCCACCUUCAAGUGAACACUCAAGGUGUCAGUAUGUAAGGUGGCUUUUUAAAGUUGUUCUGAUUGGUCACAUUUGAAGGCUAGUUGGACAGCCUUCUGCCAUAGAGAUGGGCGAGAUGUAAUAAUCAUUUAGAAAUGGAGAUGAUGACACACACUUUUUAGACAGUGUUUCCUGGAAUGUAUUCAUGGUACUGUACUUAGUUGUACAACAGAAACCACAACAUAUGUGUUAGUGUUAUUGUUAAUAUAGGAAAAAGACAGCUGAAACCCUCCUUACAUUCUCAUUUCCUCUCACCUGGCCAAAUCGCUUGUGAAGUGUGUGUACUUGUUGGAUUGUCUGUUUUGGAAAAUUACAGCACAAGUUUGAGAAUGGUCUAAAAUGCUGUAAGUGAUUUGUUAAAAAAAAUUGGAGCAGUCAGUCAAAAGGUUGAAGCCAUUCAUCCCAGGAAGCGUCACCAUUUAAAUGUGCAUGAAGUAAAGUUUCAAUAAUAAAGUAAUUUCCCCAAAAAUCCAGCUGAAUGAAUAGCCACAUAUUAUGAGCUUAAGGCUAACUGCACACUAUUUAUAACCAGCUACUGUAUUCAUAACAUAGUGCCUGAUUAGUGUCAGAACUAAUUAUAAUUGAAUCCUUAUUCCUAUGCAAAAUGUAUAAUACUAAGUGUUGCUCUUAAUUUUCAAUCCCAAGGAUGAUUGUGUACUGCAAUAUGACUUGAAAUAAAAUUUACAUUUUACUUAGACACAAUCGUGUUUUCUUUACAGAUGUGUUUAUAUUUUUCCUGUAUUGCACAGAAAUACUUAGUGUGUUUGGCUAACUUUUUCAUACAAAUAACAAUAGCAUGAUGUGCAAAUUAGGCCAUGGUCUCAAUAGACUGUCAAACAUAAUAACUUAAAGUCACAAAAUGUUAACAAGAUCUAGCAUACGCAUUGUGUUUUUGUUAGCAUUUUAGAUUUCUUGGUUCUUUAUCUCAUUUACUUCCUAGCAAUUAUGUAUA